GUGUGUGUGUGUGUGUGUGACACAUUCAGUUUAUAUCAGGGGUGAAAGCUGUGUGUGUUGAGCAUGAAGACUCCCGGUGCUGUGCUGCUGUUGCUGUGGUCUGGUCUAGUUGUGGUUGCAGGAGUUGGUAAAGAUCUCCAAGACAAAACUGCUGCCACAGCCUCCAUCCAAUACACCUGCCCACCUGACAUCUACACUGAGCUGAGAGAGAUGAGGGCACUGAUGGCAGAGCAGAGAGUGGAGCUUAGAUACAGACUGAGAGCCAGUGAGAAUAAAGCAGAGACCAUGGAGACCAGACUGAGAGCCAGUGAGAAUAAAGUAGAAGAGCAGAGAGCUGUUAUUAAGGAGCUGAAGGAGAACCAGGAGGAGCAAGCAGCAGCUGUGAGAGCUGUAGGAGGCAGUGUGAAACUCACAGGGAGUCAGGUGGAGGAGUUGAGGAGGGAGAGAGAGGAGAGGAGGGUGUCUUUCUCUGCCUCACUUGUAGCAUCUGGACGUGUAACUAUAGGACCCUUUAACACAGCAGUUCCCCUGGUCUACAAACACAUCUUCACCAACAUUGGGAACGCCUACAACUCAAAUACAGGUGUGUUCACAGCCCCAGUCAGAGGGGUUUACCACUUUUAUUUUGCCCUACACAGCCAAGGUCAUGCCUCCUUCCCUAGUGUCAUCUCUCUGCAUAAAAAUGGUGAGCUUGUGGUCACUGCAUGGUCUCAUCAGCCCACCUACAAUGUCAACCACUCCAAUGGAGCUUCUCUGCUGCUGGAGGUGGGAGAUGUGGUGAACCUGGUACUGAAGGACAACUCAAGUGUGUUUGAUAAUCUGCACGUUCGUCACACCACUUUCUCUGGACACCUGCUCUUCACAGUGUAACAGAACCAGUGACUGGUGCAGAACCCGGUACAUAAACCCAAAGAAAAUCCACACAGAACUACAUCCUUAAACUAGUGACUAAGAUUACCUGUGGAGUGAAAGGAAUCAUUGAUUAUAUUGAUCACUUCUUAAAUGAAUAGAUUUAGUUGUUGUUGCUGUUGUAUUUUGCUGUCCUCCAUUUUACUCUGGUUCAGGAGGUCCUGUGAUUGUCCCUGUCUGUUGUUUCCUUAUUUGUUUUAUCUGCUUUGUAAAUCUCUGAUUAGUGCUACUCAAAUCAGGUGAUCAUUAUUUUCAUAACUGCUGUAAUACACAGGUGUGUGGCUGAGGCAUUCAGGAGAAUACCGUAUUUUCCGCCUACAAAUCGCACCGUAUAUAAACUGCAUUACAGUAUUUCAUGUAAUAUUAUAAAAUAAACCUGUGUUUUGACCGUA
Clupea harengus (Atlantic herring) is the source of this 1301-nucleotide messenger RNA. RefSeq names its product complement C1q-like protein 2. The transcript has 2 exons. Lineage: Eukaryota; Metazoa; Chordata; Actinopteri; Clupeiformes; Clupeidae. The record is from RefSeq and is a predicted model, not a curated record. Gene Ontology annotation, molecular function: protein binding. The coding region runs from base 64 to 870 and encodes 268 amino acids.